Messenger RNA from Drosophila hydei, 1719 nucleotides. It is a transcript of the gene Ptpa, whose product is annotated as serine/threonine-protein phosphatase 2A activator. Gene Ontology annotation, cellular component: protein phosphatase type 2A complex; nucleus; cytoplasm. The transcript has 4 exons. The record is from RefSeq and is a predicted model, not a curated record. Gene Ontology annotation, molecular function: protein tyrosine phosphatase activator activity; peptidyl-prolyl cis-trans isomerase activity. Bases 265 to 1497 code for a protein of 410 amino acids. Gene Ontology annotation, biological process: mitotic spindle organization. Lineage: Eukaryota; Metazoa; Arthropoda; Insecta; Diptera; Drosophilidae.
CGAGAGAGAUGGUUUGCAUUCACCGGCUCAACAUAUGAGUGAGCUGUGUUAAAUGCUUCCACACUGCUAACGGCUGUAGCACAAGUGACUCGAAUGAACGAUGUGCUUUAGUAUGCAGUAUUUCGCCAUUAUAUUCAUUGCAGAUGGUCACAUUGCAGCGAACAGCUGUUUAGCAAUCGCGAUAACAUUGGCGUCUCUCUCUAUAUUUUCCCAAACAAAACGUAAUUUCAAGUAAAACAUUACAAAUAACAUUAAAAUUAAAGCAUGGCAGAUGCCAAUGCAAUGGCAGCCGGCAAAGUGCCGGCUACCGAAAAGCGAGUGCAUAAUAUCUCUGACCUCGCUCAAUGGCAACGCUCGCGCGCAUAUCAUGAUUUGAUAGGGUAUAUCAAUGGCACCAGUUCGGCUAUACAGGGUAUCAAAACGACCGAUGAGAUGUACGAAUCGGAUGUGCUGCGCAAGUUAUUAGGCUUAUUCGAUUCAUUGGAGCAACUAGUCGAGAAGCAUCCCCCGCUGGAGCAGCCACAGAGAUUCGGCAAUAAAGCCUAUAGAGAUUGGUCCCGCUCGAUGCAGGAGCAGCUGCCCACGUGGCUGCUCCAAUUGCUGCCGUCCGGCAAACAGAAGCAUCUCAACGAAUUGCUGCAAUAUCUGCUCGAGAGCUUUGGCAAUGCUACGCGCAUCGAUUAUGGUACUGGGCACGAGCUCUCCUUUGUCUUCUUCCUAUGUGCUCUAUUCAAAGCUGAGAUAUUGUUGGAACAGGAUAUUGUCAGCGCUGCUCUGCGACUUUUUAAUCGUUAUUUGCAGUUCGCGCGGCAACUGCAACGCAAUUAUAAUAUGGAGCCAGCUGGCAGUCAAGGCGUUUGGUCGCUAGAUGACUACCAGUUUGUUCCCUUUAUUUGGGGCAGUGCCCAACUGGCUGUCAAAAGUCCCUUUGAUCCAGCCAAAUUUGUAGAAGAGCAAAUCAUAGCCGAUUUCAAGGAGCAAUAUAUGUUCAUCAGCUGCAUUGAUUACAUCUGCAAGGUGAAGACGGGUCAUUUUGGCGAGCACUCGAAUCAGCUAUGGAGCAUUACGGCGGUACCUUCUUGGAUCAAGAUCAAUGCAGGCCUGGUCAAGAUGUACCAAAAGGAGAUCCUCUCCAAAUUCCCCGUUAUACAACACGUUUACUUUGGCGAAUUGAUGUCCUUCGAUUCGGUUGCAGCCGGCACAACUUUGAGCAACGCGCGCUUGGGUCACGUGGCACCGCCGCCUUCGAAACGGAUUUGCAUGACGGUGCCGACGCCAGUGAACCUUCCGCCUCCGCCUGCAGAGGCCUUGAACAGCGACCUCAACGUGGGCGAUUCGAGCAGCGAGAGCAGCGACAACAGCGUCGUCCUUCGUCCACGCACAGAGUCCUCCGCCUCGUUGGUGGCCGUGCAAACCUCCAAUUCGGGUAGUGGCUCGGGCGAUAAGCCCACCACCAAUCAGCCAUCUGGAGAGCUGUCCAAGGAGCAGGCGGAUUAGUUGUUAAAAGUGUAUCGGAAAGAUUUUCAUUCGUUUUGUUAUCGAAAAUAUGCGAAAUUCUAUUAAAAUUCUUAAAGCAAUUGGAAAGGAAAUUAAAGUUUGGCAUGUAUUGUGUCAUGCUAAGUGGCAGCGACAGUUACAGUUUGAUGUAUAUUGCGAUUGCUUUGAGGUUGCUAUUGGUUUGACAAGCAUUCCGAUUGUAUUUUCACUACAUAUUUUGUA